CUUUUUUUAGCACUUUCAAGCAAAAAAAAAAGAUAAAAAAGUGUCAAAUUUAAAAAACGUGUCUUUCUUAAUCAACUUCUUUUAAAAAAUAUAACAAUGAAGAUCUACACGAAAACAGGCGACAAGGGAACCUCAAGUUUGUAUAAUGGUGACCGCCGUGAUAAGGAUGAUGAAAUAUUUGAGGCAUUAGGUACCACUGAUGAAUUGACAUCUAACCUUGGUUUGGCCAUGGAACAUUUAGAAGAUGUUGACUGGGGAUAUGAAUUGAUUGAGCGUUUGGUCAAGAUCCAAAGUCUUUUACAAGAUGUUGGCUCUAACCUCGCAACACCUCGUGAGCAAUCUGAUGAGGCUCGAUUAGCUAAAACCAGUUUUGAUGUGGAAGGAAAAGACGUUGCCAUGUUGGAAGAGUGGAUUGAUGGCUAUGAUGAGGAAUUACCCAAAUUGACUCAAUUCAUUUUACCCUCUGGUGGCAAGGCGAGUGCUACAUUGCAUGUUUCCCGUACAAUCUGUCGUCGUGCAGAGAGACGUGUUCAGCCUUUGGUUCGAGACCGUCUUUGUGAUAAAUCAGUUGCUAUCUUUUUAAAUAGAUUAAGUGAUUUCCUCUUCAUUGCCGCUAGAUGGGCUGCGCAAUCUCAAGGAAUCCCCGAAAGAAUUUACAAGUAGAUUUGAUGUCACUGUUUAUUAAUAAAAACCAACAUCAAAACACUUUAAAAAAGAAA
Molecule: messenger RNA, 719 nt
Organism: Mucor mucedo
Lineage: Eukaryota; Fungi; Mucoromycota; Mucoromycetes; Mucorales; Mucoraceae
Product: Adenosylcobalamin biosynthesis, ATP:cob(I)alamin adenosyltransferase-like protein
Exons: 8
Coding region: 97-663 (188 amino acids)
Molecular function (GO): corrinoid adenosyltransferase activity
Source: RefSeq, a predicted model, not a curated record